Molecule: messenger RNA, 1110 nt
Organism: Hirsutella rhossiliensis
Lineage: Eukaryota; Fungi; Ascomycota; Sordariomycetes; Hypocreales; Ophiocordycipitaceae
Product: fasciclin domain-containing protein
Exons: 4
Coding region: 1-1110 (369 amino acids)
Biological process (GO): macroautophagy
Cellular component (GO): fungal-type vacuole membrane
Source: RefSeq, a predicted model, not a curated record
AUGAAGUACUCGGCUCUUUCAGGCGCUGCCGUGUUCGCCUCUGUCUUCCCACAAAGCGCGUCCGGCCAAACUCUAGCCGAGAUUCUGUCCCAAGAGAACAGCACUCUUUCCACAUUGACAAGCCUCAUCAACGACCUACCUGCCCUGGGUGAGACCUUCUCCUCGCAGAGCAACCUCACCAUCCUCGCCCCCAGCAACGAUGCCUUUGCGAUGCUCCUCAAGGACGAAAAGGCUGCCGCGCUCGUCAUGUCGGAUCCCGCCUUUGUCGCGAAUCUGCUCUCGUACCACAUCCUCAACGGCUCGCUCUUGGCCAACGACUUUUCCGAAACGCCAGCGUUUGCAAAGACACUGCUCACCGACGGGGCCUUGACAAACGUGACGGGUGGGCAGGUUGUCGCUGCAAAGACCGCCAACAACGCGGUCAGCAUUAGCAGCGCGUUUGGCGCCCACUGCCAGGUUAUUCGGGCGGACAUUGAGUACGACGGCGGCGUGGUCCACGUUGUUGAUGGUGUCCUCGAGAUCCCCAAGGACCUCGCCGAGACGGCUUCGGCGGCAGGCCUAUCUGCCGUGGCAGAGGCGCUUACCAAGGCCGACCUCGUCGCACCCCUCACCUGGGCCAAGGACGUGACCAUCUUCGCGCCUAGUAACGAGGCCUUUGAGGCCGUCGCCUCUGCCACAAAGAAUAUGUCCGUCGAGAGCCUCAAGAAGGUUCUCCAGUACCACGUCCUGCCCAAUGUCGUGGCGUACAGCAGCUCGUUUGAGGACGGCGCGGUCAAGACCUUCGAAGGAACCGAGAUCAAUGUCAGCGUCAAAGAUGGUAACGUCUAUGUCAACGGCGCCAAAGUCAUCACGCCUGACGUCCCGCUUUCCAACGGCGUGCUUCACGUCAUUGACAGCGUGCUGAACCCCGACAAGCAAGACGAUGCCGCAAGCUCGACUGCAUCCGCACCUUCGGCCACGUGGACAGGUGCUGACUCUACCGCAAGUCCUUCCGGAAGCGCCACCCCUGGCUCCCGGGUUUCGUCAUCUGCAUGGAAAGGCAUGCGCCAGAUGUCGGCAGCCAUUGCCAUGACGGUCAUGUCUGGUGUAGCCGCCUUCUUCAUGGUGUAA